Messenger RNA from Myotis brandtii (Brandt's bat), 3719 nucleotides. RefSeq names its product BCL2-like 13 (apoptosis facilitator) (gene BCL2L13). Gene Ontology annotation, biological process: apoptotic process; regulation of apoptotic process. The record is from RefSeq and is a predicted model, not a curated record. Bases 415 to 1803 code for a protein of 462 amino acids. NCBI's taxonomy places the organism in Eukaryota, Metazoa, Chordata, Mammalia, Chiroptera, Vespertilionidae. Gene Ontology annotation, cellular component: mitochondrion. The transcript is spliced from 7 exons.
GGGGUUCCGGGCAGGCGGAGCUAGUCCUCACCCAGCUUCUCAGGCGGUUUUCACUGUGUAGGAAGGUGUCCGGAGCCGGUGCCGAACCACCGGCUCCUCAGUAGUUCCGACGCCGCCGGAGUGUCAGUGAUAGUGUGGCCGUGACUGUGCAAGUGCGCGCGUCCCGGCUCCUUCUCCCGGGCGUCCUCGGAGCGGAAAGGGCCCAUCUCAUUGUAACUGCACCUACCUGUCCACCGCGAACGCUCGUGGAGCGGGCUUUCUGAGUGCUGCGGGAGGCGAAGGAGGUCGGCUCCUGCUGUGCACCUUCACACACAAAUCCGGCUCCAUUUUUGGAACAGGGCUGGGGAAUGUGGACAUCUUUUGGGUUUUACGCAUCUGUUAAUAGACCUUUUUGGAGCUCUGCCACCCAACUCAAUGGCGUCUUCUACUUCUGUGCCUCUGGGAUUUCACUAUGAAACAAAGUAUGUUGUUCUCAGCUACUUGAGACACCUCUCUCAGGAGAAGCUGCAAGAGCAUCAUCUUUCCUCACUACAAGGAGUUCAACAAGAUGUAGCUUCACAAUCUCUGGAUCAAGAAGUUUUAUUAAAAGUUAAAACUGAAAUUGAAGAAGAGCUAAGAUUUCUGGACAAAGAAAUUUCUGAAGCCUUCACCAACAUAGGCUUUGACCAGCACAUGUCUCCAGUGUUCAGCCCUGCUAACCCAGUAGAAGACUGCUUGGCUCAUCUUGGGGAAAGAGUGUCCCAGGAACUGAAAGAGCCUCUACAUAAGGCAUUGCAAGUGCUCCUCAGCCAGCCAGUGACAUAUCAGACAUAUCGGGAAUGUACACUGGAGACCACAGUUCAUGCCAGCGGCUGGAAUAAGAUUUUGGUGCCGCUGGUUUUGCUACAACAAAUGCUUUUGGAGUUGACAAGGCGUGGUCAAGAACCUUUGAAUACAUUGCUGCAGUUUGGUGUGACAUAUCUGGAAGACUAUGCAGCAGAGUACAUCAUCCAGCAAGGUGGCUGGGGCACUGUCUUUAAUCUUGAGUCCGAGGAGGAGGAAUACCCUGAAGUUGUUGCAGAAGAUAGCAAUGACAUUUAUAUCCUGCCCAGUGACAACUCUGGACAAGUCAGUCCUCCAGAGUCUCCAAUUGUGACUACUUCUUGGCAGUCAGAGAGCUUACCUAUUUCCCUGUCAGCCAGCCAGAGUUGGCAUACAGAAAGCCUACCAGUGUCCCUGGGUCCUGAGUCCUGGCAGCAGAUCACAAUGGAUCCCGAAGUAAAAAGCUUAGAUAGCAAUGGGGCUGGAGAGAAGAGUGAGAACAAUUCCUCUAAUUCUGACAUUGUGCAUGUUGAGAAAGAAGAAAUACCUGAGGGUGCGGAAGAGGCUGCUGUGGCAUCUGUAGUCUUGUCAACCAGGGAGGUGCAAGAGGCAUUCCCUGAAGCCCCAGCUCCCUUGCUUCCACAUAUCACUGCCACUUCCUUGCUGGGCAUGAGAGAAUCUGACACAGAAAUGACUGCAGUUGAGAAAGUCAGCCCAGCUACAUCAUUGUUUGUAGAGCUUGAUGAAGAAGAGAUGAAAGCAGCUAUAAUUGAACCUAUUGAACGAGAGGAGAUGAUCCCUAUACUGGAACCCACAAAAACACUGUUGAGUGAAGAGAUGACUAUAAGGAAAAAGAGUCUUAUGGAAGGGUCCUACCCUGCUGGAGAAGAGAAGUCUAUGGCAUUGUCUGAGGGCAAGUCUAUACUAUUGUUUGGAGGGGCUGCCGCUUUUGCUAUCCUGGCAGUGGCAAUUGGAGUAGCAUUGGCUCUGAGAAAGAAAUAGCAUUUUUUAGAAGAGAAAUAAGACAAAAAGAAUAUUAGGUUUUAGUUGUAUUGACUGAAUUUGAACUGCCAGCAGCUGAUUGGACAUUUGUGGAACACUCUUGGAUAAUUGAAGAUUUCUGGCUUGAGGUAGAGGGUGUUCAUGUUUGUCUGACUGUAAGUUCCAAAACCCUUGGCUCAUGGUAGAUUCUGAAGAAUCUUAAGAGAAGCUUAAGAGUGAAGUACUCCCUCUGGUACAGGUUUCUCAAUCUCUGCAUUAAUUAUAUCUUGAAAAUUCUUUGUUGUAGGAAGUUGUCCUGCGCAUUGUGUUUAGCAACAUCCCUGGCCUGUACCCACUAAAUACCGGUAGCACCCCUCCCCCAGUUGUUACAACCAAAAAUAUCUCCUGACAUUGCCUGGGAGUAAAAUGUCCCUGGAAGUAAAAUUAUUCCCCUUUACGGGCCACAGCUUUAGAGGGAGAUGGUUAAUUUAGGAGCAUCUGUGAUACAAGUUCCCAGGCAAGAGGGCUUAGCUGUGUGCUCCUCAGCUACUGACUCAGUCCUGCCCUUGAAAUUUCAUCUUUUCUGGUGAACAUACUGUGUUUGCAGUCAUUCCUUUUUGGCUUUUCUUUUCUUCCCCACCUUUUUAGUCCUAUAGUGUGAGGGUAUUCUCCUCUUUUGUCACAGCUGCUUCUCAGGUACCACACUCCUCUUCUUCACCCCCAGGUUUCUCCUAAGAUCCAUGGAGCAUGCUUGCUCUGUACCUAUCAAGUCUCUGAUGCUUCUUAUAGCUUCACCUUGUAAAGAUACUGCCUUUUGUAGUCUUUAAAAAGGAGUGGGUGGGCUCCCUACCUAUAAGUGCUAUGACAACUGACAAGAGAGAGAUCUGUCUCAUUUAGAAGCAGGAAAAUGGCUUAAAUGACCUCUGGAGCUCUUUCGGCUCUUUUGUGUAUAGCCACCCUACUGAAUUUAUGGCUACUUGCCAGCAGCAUCUCCCUUGCAGGAUGGUCACUGUCUAUAACCUGGGCUUGUGCGUUUUUCCCUAUACUAUCUGGCCUCAGUGUUACUGGUCGACCAUCUAGCUCCUUUGCAGUCCUUUACUGCGUUUUUAUACUCAGCUUACAGACCAAUUGAAUUAUAACUCUUAUGAAAUACAGAAAGUCUCCUAAAUAUCAUUGAAAUAAAAAGUAUGAAAAGAGAAGCUUGACUUUCUUGGUUACCCUCCAGUUCUAGUUUGGCUUUCAGGCUUCUUCACUGAAAUCUUCACAGUCCAAAUGCCAGUGUGAUAAACCAAAAUGAUCCUAUUAGUAUGUACUAGUUGAGAAUCAGCAUAAUUUUCUUUCAUCUGGCUGAUCCCACCUCUAGAAGGAUGGGAAGUGUCAUUUUAUGCCUGAGGAUCACGGUGUCACUAUGCAGGACAUACUUGCUUGAUACAGGUCAUUUCAGAUUUAUCUUAGUAAAUGUAACAAAUUAUUUUUUAGAUCCUAAAAUUUGUAGUAAAAUUACUUUACCUUAUCAUGAUCACCAAAAUGUGAAGUUUUAAAUGUGCUUUCUUUUUGAAAUAUAUUUUAAAAAAUUAAAUCUUCUCCCUAAAGCAACACUAUUUAAAAUUUGGUCAAGAAAAGUUCUGAAGUGUGUUUGUGUGCCACUUCAGCUUUAUCAUGGGGUGUAUCUUUAUGUUCUGAGUUUUAGUGUCCCAUUUAGGGAGUGAUGUUUUUGAGGGUUUUGAUGCACCUUGAUUAAAAUAGCUAGGGGUGAGGGGGAAAAAUGGGAUUAGUGUAGUACAGAAUUAUUUCCUUCUUGGGCUCUGACUGUUGCAGUGGAUUACUCUAUGUUCUAAUUGCUACAUUUGUGUUUGCAUAGGGUAAGAGCAAACUGGUGUGUUAUCUUGAUUCCCCACCCUCCUUCCUAUAUAAUAAAAGAACAUUAUGGAAACUGA